Messenger RNA from Capronia epimyces CBS 606.96, 1440 nucleotides. RefSeq lists its product as uncharacterized. The record is from RefSeq and is a predicted model, not a curated record. Lineage: Eukaryota; Fungi; Ascomycota; Eurotiomycetes; Chaetothyriales; Herpotrichiellaceae. The transcript has a single exon. Bases 1 to 1440 code for a protein of 479 amino acids.
AUGCCUAACCAUGCCCGGCUCGUCAAAGCCUCACGUUCCAAUUCGGGCAGCUCGCGGAGCCGAAUGCAGGGUUCGACACGGAAGAAGGCGACGACGACCUCCAAGUGGUAUAGUAAAUGGUUUGCAACAUGCGUCAAGACCGACAAGGACGACAAAUCAAGUGAACAGGUACCCUCUCCUUCUCCCCAGAUCCGAGAUCUCCCCGCUAGGGGCAGUCCUGGGAACCGACACAGCAGGCCUGUGGGAGUUCAGCAACGACUACCGCGGCCGGCUCAGUCAGAGACGCCGCAAGCAACUCCAGUACCCGAGUAUCUGAAUGAGUUGCCAUUCCAGACCAGACCGACCACCAGUCUCUCGAAGUGGUUUGAGACGAAGUCGCGGUUACCCGACGUCGUGAUCAAUGGGGAGUAUCCCGGAGCACCACCUACACCCCAGCCUCGCCAGGUCAAGGACGUUGAUGCGCCACAGGAUUUUGCUCGGUUCACAAGUGACCUGCAAGGCCGAACCGAGUUGGAAUCGCAUCCAGUGUGGCUGGAAACAAAGAAGACACCACCAAAUCACGGACCGUCUCAGGCAGAUACGUCCAUUGAACCGGCAGAAGUCGCAGCUGAACUUGUUGUAUCUCCUUGCAUCGAUCUCCCCUCCAAACAUCAGAGUACUGUCGCCGCUGAUGCACCAUCCGGCGCCCAGACAGCAGAACCGUUCAAACCGUACCCUGGCGAGAUGAAGGUCAGUUAUGUCCCUCCCCAGUUGCAAGCCGGAUGGGCAAGUGGCGUGCCGCCAACGUUACGCGUUGGUCAUGCAGGACGAUCUCCCCCCGGUAUGCGGUACUCGACUACUAACGUGCCACCACCAGGGAACCGCAAAGUGGACGGAAGCCCCGACUCUCAGCCAGCCCGUUACUCGUGGCCACUGGUGGACUUUGACCAAGAGUUAUUCCUCAACUCCGACCCUACACACGCGGGAUUGGCAGUUCCUCGACGUCUGCACCCGAGAUAUCAGGAACCGCGCAUUCCUUCCAUGGACUUUUCAGGAGACGGACUAGAGCAACAAGUGACGGCAAUGCUGGGCACGUUGCAGGGGGGCCAAAAGUGGCAACAGCGACAAGCGCAGGAUGAAGAAUGGCACGUUGUUGUUCCCUCGCGUUUCCCGCCUGGGGGCAACACUGGGACGGGUAUCCAUGAAAUGGAAGCGUCCACCACCACGACCGCUCAGGGAUACCCAGGAAGUCAGCCUCGACAUGCGGUGCACAACGCCAGUCCGGGUCCUCCAGCGCCCGAACAGUCUGGGGAAUGGCACCAAAACCGAGUGGUGCGCUACCACGAAUACAACUGGCCUCGAUUCAGCGAUGUGCAUCAGUAUCAGGACCCGGCGGAAGAAUAUAGUCGACGCUACCGAGAUCGGCGACGUGAGAUGCGGAGAGGACGAUGUGAGGGAUGA